Molecule: messenger RNA, 3667 nt
Organism: Linepithema humile (Argentine ant)
Lineage: Eukaryota; Metazoa; Arthropoda; Insecta; Hymenoptera; Formicidae
Gene: Nos
Product: Nitric oxide synthase
Biological process (GO): nitric oxide biosynthetic process
Molecular function (GO): NADP binding; nitric-oxide synthase activity; flavin adenine dinucleotide binding
Source: RefSeq, a predicted model, not a curated record
CGCGAAAGUGCUAUCUAUAUUUCGUUGAUUGAUUCCACAAACGUGGACAAGCAGAGCGGAUCAAUGCUGCGCAUGCUGGCGCAUGUGAGAUGACGGCACGUGAGAUGCUGUGUUCUGUCAUCUCUGUCUUCUCGUCCUUUACUCGUUAUCAUCGCUCUUGUCGCUAGUUUGUCAGGCAAGGACGGCUAAACGGUGUGAGCAUUCGCACGCAAAAUGAAAGAUCACGAUGGAGCAGCUCAUCAAAAAAAGCCUACAAAGCUCAGGAAUCUCGCGGAUAAAACGGAGGCAUUUGAUUCCUUGCAUGUGAAAAAUUCAGAGAAAACUCUUUGCACGAAUCAAGCAUGUCUUGGUAGUGUGAUGCAAAUACCGACUCAUGGAACUGAGCCACGUACCAAAGAGGAAAUUCUGAUCCAGGCGAAAGACUUUCUGGAACAAUAUUUCACUUCCAUUCGAAGAUUAAACAGCGACGCUCAUCGCGCACGCUGGGAGAGCGUACAAAGAGAAGUGGUUUCCACUGGUACAUAUCAGUUGACGGAAACAGAAUUGGUUUUCGGCGCAAAAUUAGCUUGGCGAAACGCUGCAAGAUGCAUUGGUCGUAUACAGUGGUCCAAGUUGCAGGUUUUCGAUUGUCGCUAUGUUACAACCACGAGUGGCAUGUUUGAGGCUUUAUGCAACCACAUUAAGUACAGCACAAACAAAGGAAACAUCAGGUCUGCGAUAACAGUGUUUCCACAACGCACUGAUGGAAAACAUGAUUAUAGAGUAUGGAAUCAUCAAUUGAUUAAUUAUGCAGGAUACAAAAAUCCAGAUGGCACUAUUCUUGGCGACCCUGCUAAUGUUGAAUUUACAGAGGUUUGCAUUAAAUUAGGAUGGAAAGGUGCGCGGACCAGAUUUGAUAUACUCCCGUUGGUUCUAUCUGCCAAUGGACACGAUCCGGAUUAUUUUGACAUUCCCAGCGAUCUGGUACUCGAAGUAUCUCUCAGUCAUCCCACGUACAAUUGGUUUGAAAAGCUGGGCCUGAAGUGGUUCGCUGUCCCGGCCGUAUCCGGGAUGGUUUUCGAUUGCGGAGGUUUAGUUUUCACCGCGGCACCUUUCAACGGCUGGUACAUGAGCACGGAAAUCGGCUCCAGAGAUUUAUGCGAUGCGCAACGAUACAAUAUGCUCGAGACAAUAGCGUCGAACAUGGGUCUGGACACAAGGACGUCCACGUCAUUGUGGAAAGAUAAAGCUAUGAUAGAAGCCAACGUCGCGGUGCUGCAUAGCUUUCAGAUGAAAAACGUGACAAUCGUGGACCACCAUACAGCUUCGGAAUCCUUUAUGAAACAUUACGAAAACGAGAUGCGUCUGCGAAACGGCUGUCCCGCAGAUUGGCUGUGGAUUGUGCCGCCAAUAUCUGGCUCCGCCACGCCGGUGUUUCACCAGGAAAUGGCGCUCUAUUAUUUGAAGCCCUCUUACGAAGCCCAGGAUCCAGCAUGGAAGACUCACAUAUGGAAGAAGGGGCGCGACAAGAAAGCGACGACAAAGAAACCAAGACGGAAGUUCCACUUCAAGCAGAUCGCGAGAGCGGUGAAAUUCACGUCUAAACUGUUCGGACGUGCGUUGUCCCGUCGAAUAAAAGCAACCGUGCUGUUCGCCACGGAAACUGGCACUUCCCAGAUGUACGCGGAGAAGUUGGGUGAACUGCUGGGUCAUGCUUUUCACUCUCAGGUACUUUCAAUGGCGGAAUACGAUAUCAGCAACAUAGAACACGAGGCUCUACUGCUAGUGGUGACUUCCACCUUCGGAAACGGCGAUCCGCCGGAAAACGGGGAGGUCUUCGCCCAGAGUUUGUACGCGAUGAAGAUGAACGAUACUUACAUAAACAGCGAGAAUAAAAUAAGCUUAGCGACAUCCAAGUCGUUCAUCAAGGCUAACAGUCAAACGGAAGUGGGCGGAUCGAAGAAGUUGGACAGAUUAGAUUCAUUGCGCGGUUCCACAACGGACUCGCAGACCGAGGACACCUUCGGUCCUCUCAGCAACGUUCGAUUCGCCGUAUUUGCACUGGGCUCGUCCGCUUAUCCGAAUUUCUGCGCAUUCGGCCGUUACGUCGACAACUUGCUGGGCGAAUUGGGCGGAGAGCGGCUGGCGCGCCUGGCCCAAGGUGACGAGAUGUGCGGACAGGAGCAAACCUUUCGCAAAUGGGCAGCUGACACUUUCGCCAUUGCGUGCGAAACAUUCUGCUUGGACGACGACGACACAUUACUGGAAGUGGCCCUGUCUUUGGGCUCUGAAGCGCUGUCUGCUGCCACGGUCCGCUUUGUGGAAGCUGAACCUCAGCCGAUUGUCAAAGCAUUGAGCAAAUGCCACAACAGAAAUGUGACGAUGUGCAAUAUGCUUCGAAGAAGCAACCUGAGCGGUGACGAGUUGAGUGGAACAACAUUGCUCCUGGAGCUGGACGACAUAGUGGGCAUGGAUAUCUCUUACAAGCCUGGGGAUCACUUGGGUGUAUUUGCAUGCAAUCGAGUGGAACUUGUGGAAAAGAUCCUGCAGCGUGUGCAGUCCACUUUUGAUGCCGAUGCACCAAUCGAGCUGCAAAUGCAGAAACAAGCGCACACUCCUAACGGCAUUGUAAAAACAUGGAUACCUCAUGACAGAUAUUUACCAAACUCCUUCAGAAUGCUGUUAACUCGAUUUCUGGACAUCACGACUCCACCUACGCCGAAUCUCUUGAGAUAUUUCGCAUCGAUAGCUUCGAACGCAAAAGAACGGACGCAACUUGAUCUUCUGGCCUCUGAUCCAGCGGCUUAUGAGGACUGGAGACACUGGAAGUUCCCCAAUCUGGCUGAAGUUCUGGAUGAAUUUCCAUCUGUAACUCCGUUUGCUCCGUUGCUUUUGCUUCAUCUAACACCUUUGCAGCCGAGAUUUUACAGUAUCUCAUCAUCUCCACUCGUACUUCGAGGACAAAUACACCUUACAGUUGCAGUGGUACAAUACCAAACGCAAGGCGGUUCCGGACCGGUGCAUUAUGGUGUUUGCUCCAAUUAUCUGCGGGAAAUAUCCGAAGGUGAACUACUAUAUGUAUUUGUUCGAAGCGCACCAAACUUUUACAUGCCGAUGGAAACUAAAUCGCCAAUAAUAUUGGUUGGACCGGGCACUGGAAUUGCUCCCUUCCGUGGCUUCUGGCAUCAUCGAUUCGCUCAGAUGAAACUUCAGCAAAAUCAAAUGUUUGGUAAGAUAUGGCUGUUCUUUGGCUGCCGUCAAAAGACUUUGGAUCUAUACAGACAAGAAAAGAAGGAAAUGUUAGAGGCUGGUGUCUUGGAUAAGGUGUUUUUAGCACUAUCCCGAGAGCCUGGUCUCAAGAAGACUUAUGUGCAAGAUUUGAUCCAAGCAGAAGCGUCUCAGAUUUACGCAAUGGUAGUAUAUGAACGCGGCCACUUUUAUGUUUGCGGAGACUGCACAAUGGCGGAAGAUGUUUAUCAGACUUUGAAGCAAAUCAUACAAACGCAUGGCAAUAUGACGGACAAAGAAGUUGAAGCGUAUAUGUUGACACUCAGGGAUGAGAAUCGCUACCAUGAAGAUAUAUUUGGUAUAACAUUACGCACGGCCGAGGUACAUAAUCGAUCACGGGAAACAGCCAGAAUUCGAAUGGCUGCCGAACCAUGAAUAUACCAGACCAAUAAAGAAUGGU